CGCACCGGCUAUCCAUUUGGUGAAUCUUGCUCAAACGACUGUUAUAUAUAUCAAACAACAGGUAAAAAACCGAGUGUUAAGCGAAUAGAGGCUACUGGUGAUGCACCAUUUCCGCAAUAUGGGCCGGGAAUAGUUUUACACGAACAUUAUUUAUAUACGGUUGGGGGAACAACUGGCUAUGAUUACUCUUGUGAUGUGCAUCGCUUAAAUUUGUGCACACGAGUGUGGGAAUGCGUAUAUAUCUGUCGUCCAGAUAUACGCGAAGAUCCAGAGGGUCGUUAUCGUCACGAAGUUGUCUACGAUGGGCAAUACAUAUAUGUGCUGGGUGGUGGUACAUCGAAUUUAGUGUAUGAUUUACAACGCAUCCCUGCAUUUAAUUUAAUUACAAACCGAUGGGAAUAUUUCGUCACAUUACCCGAUCGAACAUCACAAACAAAUCUAACAAUCGAGCGACAAAAUUCCGGAUAUCCAAACCCACGAAAGUGCUUUUCCUGCGUACAGCACACGAAAUCGAAUGGUGAGGUCGAAGCAUUCAUUACGGGAGGCUUGCAGGCCGAUCAAGUAUAUUUUUCAGAUAUAUGGAGAUUAAAUUUUACUACUAAGCAAUGGACACUUAUAAAAACAGCCUCUCUAUACUUCCAUGCCGCAGCGCACAGUCAAAAUGGUUGUAUGUACAUAUUCGGUGGUAUUGAAUAUGAUGAAAAACGUAUACGACGGUGCAGUGACCUUUAUAAAAUGUGGAUGACCAUACCAUUAUUAAGUGAAAUUUGCUGGGAGGCAGUGUUACAUUACAGACCAAAUCUCAAAUUGAAUGGCCACUCACAGCUGCUUAAAAUGGGCAUACCAUUGCGCUUUGCACAGAGAUUGUGGCAUUCUUCAAAAGCCAAAUGAUUAUACAAUAAAUGAAGAGAUAUAUGGUAUGGUAUGUCAUGUAACGAGCAAUAAGAAGCGACAAUUUUUAUGUUUCAUUCUAGACAUAAAAGCAUAAUUAUUGUUUGCUAACCAUUUAGGAAUGACAUAGUUUCAUAUGGAAGAAAUGGAACCAAAAGAAUAAACAUAAUAAAAUAAGACAUUAAUAAUGAGUAAAAAUGAAAAAAGCUAAUUAAUAUGAAAAUAAGAGUAAUUAUUUUUAUACGCUACAUAUGUGUACGAGCAGUUGUGGCGAUUUUUUUUACAAUAUGGUUCAUACACUGUCAAUGGAUUAACGAUAU
Molecule: messenger RNA, 1211 nt
Organism: Anastrepha ludens (Mexican fruit fly)
Lineage: Eukaryota; Metazoa; Arthropoda; Insecta; Diptera; Tephritidae
Product: kelch domain-containing protein 10 homolog
Exons: 2
Biological process (GO): positive regulation of stress-activated MAPK cascade
Molecular function (GO): protein binding
Source: RefSeq, a predicted model, not a curated record